Molecule: messenger RNA, 3296 nt
Organism: Daldinia caldariorum
Lineage: Eukaryota; Fungi; Ascomycota; Sordariomycetes; Xylariales; Hypoxylaceae
Product: tRNA ligase
Exons: 2
Coding region: 251-2875 (874 amino acids)
Biological process (GO): tRNA splicing, via endonucleolytic cleavage and ligation
Cellular component (GO): nuclear inner membrane
Molecular function (GO): RNA ligase (ATP) activity; GTP-dependent polyribonucleotide 5'-hydroxyl-kinase activity; ATP binding
Source: RefSeq, a predicted model, not a curated record
ACGAAUUUCAUUUAGUACCUAAAGUUAGGUACUUGUACCAUAGUAAGGAUUUAACAUUUUGACUCAGGCCGGGCAACAACGACAAACUCUAUUUGUAAGGCUACCACAAUCUGACAUUCUGUUAUAACAAUACCUAAUAAUUCAGGGACCUAACAAAAGUAUAAAGGAAAGAAUAUCCUUGAACCCAUUAUUUUAUGCUUCAAUCCCGCAACUUAAAAAAACCCGGGUAUACCUAGGUAGCGGGCAGCCAAUGCCUCCUCCUCGUCCUCACAAUUGUAAAUACACUCACCACCUCAUAUCAUCAAGGCGUCUCAUAUCUCCACGUGCCGCUACCUUCACGAAUCCACUACCAAAAUUUAUUCUACGCACAGAAUCUCAUAGAGUAUACCACUCUCUUGUUUUUCACGGGAAGAAGGCUCAUUUUAGCGGAUUACCCAAGUCGGGUUUACCCUCUAGUUCUACCACUCUUCAACGUCAACAAUCAACCAUGGCGACUCCCCAAGUGCCCUACCGUGACCAAGACCCCAAAGCGGUAGCGAACCUGGUUGCCGCUCUGAGCAAUAAGUCCAGAAUUAAAACUAAGAAAACUACAUUUGAUGUCAAGGGAUCGCCUGAUGGCUUCACCGUUGACUCCUGGCGCUUGAACGACUGGGACUACAAGAAGAGAAACCUUCCCACUUAUGCUAGGGGUCUCUUCACCACCAAGAAUCGCAAAGGAGAGCAUGAGAUUGCAAUCCGGGGUUAUGAUAAGUUUUUCAACACUGGCGAGGUCACCGAAACGAAAUGGGAUAAUAUCUUAACGAAAACCCAAGGCCCAUAUGAGCUCACUCUGAAGGAGAACGGCUGCAUCAUCUUUAUUAGCGGUCUUGAAGACGGAUCCCUGCUUAUCUGCAGCAAACAUUCCACUGGAGACCGUAGCGAUGUCGAAGUGAGCCACGCCAGCGCGGGUGAACGAUGGGUUGACAAACAGCUCGCUACUAUCGGCAAGACUCGACAAGAAUUCGCCCAGGAGCUGAGGAAACGAAAUGUGACCGCCGUGGCGGAGCUAUGUGACGACGAAUUUGAGGAGCACAUCCUUGCUUACGGCCCUGACAAGGCCGGCCUGUACCUCCAUGGAAUUAACGUCAACGUUCCCGAGUUCGUAACCUAUUCCGGCACUCUUGUCCAACAGUUCGCCGACGAAUGGGGUUUCCGCAAAGUCAGUCUUAAGACUUUUGACGAUGCUAACUCUGUCAAAUCCUUUUUAGAGGCAGUUGCAGAGUCGGGAGCGCAUGAAGGUCGAGAUGUUGAGGGUUUCGUCAUUCGUUGCAAAAUGUCUCCCAAUCCUAGCGAGCUACCAUAUGGAGAUUGGUUUUUCAAAUUCAAAUUCGAGGAGCCAUACUUGUUAUACAGGCAGUGGCGGGAAUGCACUAAGGCCCUAAUCGCAGGCAAGCCCCCGAAAUUCAAGAAGCACGUCAAGAUUACCCAAGAAUACCUAGGGUACGCCCGCCAGAGGCUUGCUGCAGACCCUAACAUGGCGAAAGCCUAUAAUCAGAACCAUGGAAUCAUUGCUCUUCGCGACGAUUUCUUGGCCUUUAAGCAUAUGAAGGGCUCAGAAGCUGCUAAUAUCGAGAACGAGUCCGAAGGCAACGAGCUGGCAUCCGUCUCCCGCGACGUCGUCCUCGUGCCUAUCGCCACUAUCGGCUGUGGAAAGACCACUGUUGGUAUUGCCCUGACACAUUUGUUUGGUUGGGGUAUUAUCCAGAACGAUAAUAUUACAGGCAAGCAGCGGCCGGUAAAGAUGGUACAGUCCGUUUUGGCGCUUCUCAAUGAUCAUCCUGCCGUUAUAGCGGACCGGAACAAUUCGGCGCGUCGGGAGCGAGAACAAAUUAUUAAAGACAUCAAGCUACAACAUAAUGGAGCACGUCUCGUUGCUCUCAAUUACGUCCACGGCAAUAUUGACGAUAUUCGGAAAGUGACUAGGGAACGCGUAUUAAACCGUGGAGAUAACCACCAGACUAUCCAAGCCGCUUCGGAGGAGUCAAAGGUUAUUGGAAUCAUGGAGAACUUUAUCGAAAGAUUUGAGCCUUGCGAUCCCGAACGUAGUCCUGAUGAUGGGUUUGACUUGGUCGUCGACCUAGAUCCUACGCUGGAUAGCCGUGCUAAUGUAGAGACGGUUGUCAGGGAGCUACAUCGGAAAUUUCCAUCGCUAGUCCCUAAUAUCCCUACCGACGAACAGCUAGACGAGGCUGUCAAGGCUGCUAUUGAAGAUUACAAGCCCGACUUGAGGCAUAUCAUCCCCGACCGAAGCAGGAAACAAGGUAAAAAACAGGCUCAGCAGACAAAGAAUCAAGAAUCACAACCCCCAAAGAAGAAGCCUUUAGAAUACAUGUCUAUCUCUGUUCACGCUCAAGAUAUUAAGGUAGCUCUCGAGUCUGCCUUCAAAGGCACAGAUCCGGAGACACAGCGGUUCUACAGGCAGCUACAGCAGACCCGGCGCGUCCAGGCUCUAUUCCACGUAACGCUGAUGCACCGCGUGGGGGCUAAGCAGCAUCCUGAAUUAUGGAAUAAGUACACGUCGCUGCAUGCUGAAAAUCAGGAUCCGGAUGGGAAGUUAGGGGAGUGCAAUAUCCAGCUAGAGCGCGUCGUAUAUGACGAUCGCAUCAUGGCUAUAGUUGUGCGCAUCCUUGAUGAAGAGGAGAAAUGGACCUGCGUCAAUAAGGUACCCCACAUAACGGUCGGGACACGCGAUGACACGGUAAAACCCAAGGAAAGCAACGACCUACUCCAGCGGUGGCUCGAGGUUGGUAGCGGACCUGACACAGGUAUCGGCGAACGGGUCAUCGAGGGCAAUACCAUAAUUAAGGGGAGCGUCCGUGGCGUUCUGUCGAGGUAGGAUCUCUGGGAGCAGCCAUUUUCAGGGCUUCGAGAGUCCCAGCGAAAUCAGGGGAGAGGUGGUAGUUCCCGUGGCGGAAGAGGUGCUCGUUCUGGUGGACAAAUGGAGGAAACAAAGGCAAGUGGGCGGGGAGAGGUAAGGGUAAAGGCAAAGGCAAAGGUAAAGGGAGAGAAAAUGGCGGACAUGGUACGCAAGAGCGAUGUUAUACCGCAAAACAUGAUAUUCCAGAGUUGAAAAAGUACCCAUUAUUGUACCCGCAUGUCGUAUAUCUGGAUUGUGCUCUAUUAUUUUCACGAAUAUUGGGACCGUUAGGUAUUUGUAUAGAAAGUAGCGUCUUAACAAUUGAUGAAUGCUGCUCAGAGUGUUUCAUCAGAAAUCUCAUGUGAAAUAGAAGUCUUGCGUAUUGCACGCAGAACACAUG